AUGUACUCAUUCUCCAAUAUCAGGCACAGGCCGUCUGACACGUCGGCUAUCACUACGCUGGGACUGCUGACGGCUAAGCCUGUGUUGUAUGUGGGCAAUGUAGACCUAGACCAAGUCAAUGCACUGGCGGAGGGUGGCAAUGUACCCGAGGUACAAGCACUGCUUAAGCAUGCCGAGGCCAAUGGAGCGGGAAUGGUCACCGUGUGUGCUACCAACGAGGCGGAUCUCACAGAGAUAGAGAAUGAGGACGAACGCAUGGAGAUGCUGGAGAUGAUGGGCGGCACUGAAGCCAGCCGUGGCGUGGCACUGGUAGGCAGAGCGAUGUACCAACUCUUAGGGCUGCAAUCCUUCUACACCGCCGGUGAGAUGGAGGUGCGUGCAUGGCCCAUCCGCAGCGGCACACUCGCACCCAACGCCGCUGGCGUGAUCCACUCGGACUUUGUGCAGUGCUUUAUCCGCGCGGAAUGCUACAGCGUGCAAGAUCUGGACGAGCACAAGAGUGUGGCGGCGCUGAAAAGCGCGGGGAAACUCCGAGCCGAGGGAAAAACUUAUGAGGUGCGACCUGACGAUGUCAUAAACUUCCUGUGUGGCAAGUAGCUGCAUGAUGGAUAACAGGGCACCACAACUAGUGUAGGGUUUUAAGGGGGUUUUUUUAAUCGGUUUCUCAAGUUUGUCGACUGUAGUGUAAUCGACUUAAAUGCCCAUCACGAGGGGAAGGAUUAGUAACCAAAGUGCAAGGUACGUACGCACGUAUAGUUUCAGGUAGUCAUACUUGUUCACAGUGACUACCGCUACCGAUGAGGUGUGAAAACCAGUAUAAGAGCGGAAAAUCUCGAUUGCUGAAAAGAGUACCCAUCCUUGGGUUAGUUCCAAGCUUAUUCCGAUGUACUUGAGCGAUCAUAGCUGCACUUUACUAUUGCGAAUCACUACGCUGCCGAUAUGUGUCCCAAGCAGAUAUUCAAACAUGUUUGUAGAGUCUGCCUAUGUUUCCACUAGUAGCAUGGUUAGUUGUGGGGCCAUCUUCAAAUUUGCGAUGAAUCGUACUAUCCCUUGUCGAUAUGCCGGAGAUUUCGGGAAAGUAAAAUAGGUAAAAUGGAGUAAAUAUGAGUACUAGACACCAGUACAUGUACUUCACUACACAUUAAUGUUCAGGGGUAGCCCAUCGAUGUUCCUAUAGGCAUAUCGACCCAAGCAAUCAGAUGUUAUUCAUAAAUGGACCAAAGCACUGAUCUAUACGCUUGUUCGUUAUAUAUAUGGGAAGAGGAGGAUUGGGAACGUUGACGAAGCCCUCACGACUGGGAAUAAAAAAAUGGAAAUCGCAUUACAUGAUAAAGACUUUAUACACUAGCAAUAUUAUUGUACAUGCUACCAACGUAGCUACACAGGCAUGAGGUGGCAUUUAGUUUUUAUGGAUCAUUCGAACUUGUCACUUGAUUGAAAUAAACCUUGACUACCAACAGUAGUCUUGAAAGCAUC
Molecule: messenger RNA, 1476 nt
Organism: Sphaeroforma arctica JP610
Lineage: Eukaryota; Ichthyosporea; Ichthyophonida
Exons: 4
Coding region: 1-597 (198 amino acids)
Cellular component (GO): cytoplasm
Molecular function (GO): ATP hydrolysis activity
Source: RefSeq, a predicted model, not a curated record